AUGGAUCUCUCACCUCCAUCCUUGACCAGGUCGCCGGCGUCACCUCCAAGUACAAAUUGCUCCGACAGCCCGCCCCUGGACUAUCCCUCGCCGGACUUCGUAGACCCCGUUUUCAAGGUUGCCUCCAUGUACGAGCAGCAGCCGUCUUGCGCAGCGAUGCCUCCUCACCAUAUGGACUCCGAGAACUCGUUGCCACCCCUGGACGUGAUGACCUCAGCUGGGUGGAGUGGGACCGCGGUAAUACACACCUCGUCGACGACGAGCGCGCCGAGCAUCAUGUCGGCGGACUACGAAACCUUCGCCCACUACGAGCCGAACAUGCACGCGCCGUACGGCCACGAGCUGUACCCGCCUCACCACGCGCAGGCGUCCGCGCUCUCGAGCAGCACCCCUCCCCACCACCCGUCUGCCCCCUCGGCGCCGCCCCAGCUCUCCUCCUCCUCGGUCGCCUCGCGCUCCCCGGACCCGUCCGCCCGGCAGCACGCCUUCACGUACUCGCACAGCGUCUCGCCGAUCCCCCGCGUCAAGAUGGAGGGCGCCGCCGCGACGGCCGCCGACUACAGCAGCGGCGCCGAGCUGUCGCAGUACCCCUCGCCCCGCUCCGCCCACACGAUGCCGCUCGAGCCCGGCAGCUACGGCUCGACCGCCGGCAGCACGGGCUACCUCUCGGACGUGCCCUCGGGCUCGUGGGCCAAGUCCGAGUACGGCGCGCUCGAGUCGGCGGACCCGUACUACGCGGGGUUCGCGGGGGACCCGCAGCAGGCGCACCGGCGGCACCAGCACCCGCACCCGCACCAGCACCCGCACCAGCACCAGAUGCAGGCACAGGCACAGGCACAGGCGCAGGCGGCGUCGCAGCAGCAGCUCCGGGUGCCGCGGACGCAGCGGCGGCAGCCGCGCAAGAUGACGACGAAGGAGGAGGCCAACUUCCAGUGCGAGGUGAAGGGGUGCGGCAAGCUGUUCAGCCGCAGCUACAACUACAAGGCGCACCUGGAGACGCACGACGAGAAGCGCGAGUACCCGUUCCCGUGCGGCGUGCCCGACUGCGGCAAGAAGUUCGUGCGCAAGACCGACCUCCAGCGCCACACCCAGAGCGUGCACAUGAAGGAGAAGAACUUUGGCUGCGACUACUGCGGCCGCAUGUUCGCGCGCAAGGACACGCUGCGGCGACACAUGGAAGACGGCUGCCCGAAGCGCUUCGACCUCGGCACGCUCGACCUGCGCGCCGACGGCGCGUACGAGGCGUACCCGGGCCCGCCGCCGCCGCCGCCGCCGCCCCGCGCGAUCCUCGGCAGCUCGCCCGCGCACAUGGGCGGCGCCCAGCAGCUGCCGCCAAUGGCCAUGUCGCACGGCGGCGGAGGCAGCAGCAGCAGCAGCAAUCUCUUAGCGCCGAUGCCGUUCACGAAGAGAUGA
Messenger RNA from Durotheca rogersii, 1413 nucleotides. RefSeq lists its product as uncharacterized. Gene Ontology annotation, biological process: regulation of transcription by RNA polymerase II. The transcript is spliced from 2 exons. Gene Ontology annotation, molecular function: RNA polymerase II cis-regulatory region sequence-specific DNA binding; DNA-binding transcription factor activity, RNA polymerase II-specific. Bases 1 to 1413 code for a protein of 470 amino acids. The record is from RefSeq and is a predicted model, not a curated record. Gene Ontology annotation, cellular component: PcG protein complex; transcription regulator complex. NCBI's taxonomy places the organism in Eukaryota, Fungi, Ascomycota, Sordariomycetes, Xylariales, Xylariaceae.